GCUCUCGAGGUGCGUGAAGGAGUUCGCGUCACUGUAAACAAACAUGGCUCCGGCGGGGAAGGGAGUCUCGCGGGUCUUGUCCAAAUUAAAGUGCUCGGUGGAGGAGGGGCGCUACUAUGAGGCCCACCAGAUGUACAGGACGCUAUACUUCAGGUAUUGCAGUCAACAGAAGUACGCCGAAGUCCUUGAUCUCUUAUACGAUGGUGCUUCACUCCUCUUAAGACAUGAACAGCAAACCAGUGGAGCGGACUUGGCCUUGUUGAUGCUGGAGGUGCUGGAGAAGUCAAGAACAGAACCCUCGGAGGAGAACAUCACAAGAAUAGCCAGCCUCUUCAGUCUCCUCAGUCAUGGCAGCCCCGAGCGCCAUCAAUACCUCGUGCGUGCCGUCAAGUGGUCAUGUGGGGAGCUACACAAAUUGGGCCACCCGAGACUUCACCAACUCCUCGCCCAAACGCUGUGGAAGGAGAAGAACUACGGGCCCGCACGCUACCAUUACUUGAGGUCAGAGGACGGGGGCGGUUGUGCUCACAUGCUGGUGGAGCUGCACUUGUUGAGAGGCUACCCCUCGGAGAUUGACCUCUUCCUUACCCAGGCGGUCCUCCAGUACCUGUGUCUGCAGAAGAAGGUCGCAGCCUCAGAGGUUUUCGAGACCUACACCAAAAGACAUCCCAACAUCACCAAACAGAGAGGUCCCCCUUUCAUCCUGCCCCUCCUCAACUUCCUCUGGCUCCUCCUCUCCACAAUUGAAAGCGGCAAGGUUGCUUACUUCACCGUUCUGUGCGAGCAAUACCAGCCCAGCCUAAACAGAGAUCCCUCCUACCGAGAGUACCUGGAUCGCAUCGGCCAGCUCUUCUUCAACCUCCCGGCCCCCAAGCCUCAGACCGGGCCGGGCGGAAUAUUUGGUAACCUCCUUCAGGGCCUUCUCGGGGGCGGCCUCGGGGAUGACGACUCCGAGGACGAGGGUCACAUGGGGGCCGCCUCAUCCUCGUCCUCGGCCCAGGCGGCGCCGCUGACCUCCGAGGAGCUGGACUAAUGCAGCUCUGCCAUAGGGUUGUUAAGUGCUUUACCUUUUCACGGCGGCUGAGUGUGCUCUCGGCCGCCCCUGUACAGAGCAGCCGUCUUUUCUAACAGUCCGGAGGCGAUCCUUAUGCAAUGUACAUUACGACGAGACCUUCCACUAAGGCCUUUUGUAUAGACAUUGCACAGGCUUUCUUGAUUUACAUUAUAUUGACUUUUCCUCUCCUUUCUUUCUUUUCUAACUAACCUUAUAUUGACAUUUUUCCUUUUCUUUCCUUCUCCUUCUCCUUCCUAACUAACCUCAACAUUACUAUGAGACCUUCCCUUUUGUAUAGACAUUGCACAGGCUUUCUUGAUUUAUAUUAUAUUGACUCUUUUUCCCCUCCUCUCCUUCUCCUCUCUUCUAGCUAACCUUUUAUUGACAUUUCUCCUUUUCCUUCCUAACUAACCUCAACAUUAUUAUGAAACCUUCCUCUAAGCCCUUUUGUAUAGAUACUGCACAGGAUUUCUUGAUUUACUGUUCACUGGCUUGUUUUCAUUUCUUUCUUCUUGUUUUCCUUUCCCUUUUCUUGUUUUUCCCUCCCCUCUUUCAGUUUUCCAUUCCCUCUUCUCGUUUUCCUUUCCCUCUUCUUGUUUUCCUUUCCCUAUUCUCGUUUUCCUUUCCCUCUUCUUGUUUUCCUUUCCCUCUUCUCGUUUUCCUUUCCCUCUUCUUGUUUUCCUUUCCCUAUUCUCGUUUUCCUUUCCCUCUUCUUGUUUUUCUUUUCCUCGUCUCGUUUUCCUUUCCCUCUUCUUGUUUUCCUUUCCCUUUUCUCAUUUUCCUUUCCCUCUUGUUUUCCUUUCCCUCUUCUUGUUUUCCUUUCCCUUUUCUCAUUUUCCUUUCCCUCUUCUUGUUUUCCUUUCCCUCUUCUUGUUUUCCUUUCCCUCUUCUUGUUUUCCUUUUCCUCGUCUUGUUUUCCUUUCCCUCUUCUUGUUUUUCCUUUCCCUUUUCUCAUUUUCCUUUCCCUCUUCUUGUUUUCCUUUCCCUCUUCUUGUUUUCCUUUCCCUCUUCUUGUUUUCCUUUUCCUCGUCUCGUUUUCCUUUCCCUCUUCUUGUUUUUCCUUUCCAUCUUUUUGUAUUCCUUUCCCUCUUUUAAUUUUCCUUUCCCUUUUCAUUUUUCUCAGCUAUCAUUAGUCCAAAAACCUUCCUCAAUUGUCAUUCGUAUAAACAUUGCACAGAUUUUUCUUGAUAUGCCUUAUUAACACUUCUUCUUUUCCUUCUUUUUGUCCUUCCAUCUUCAAAGUUUUCCCAUUCAUCUCCUUCUCCUCCUUGUCCUUUCUAACUAAUCUCAAGACCCUUCAGCAACAUUUCAACAGAGACCUUCCACUUAAAGCCUUUUGUAUAGACACUGCUUAAGUUUUCUUCAUUUACUGCAUUGAGACUUUUCAUUUCCUUCCUAUUCCCCUUCUCAUCAUUCCCAACUAACCUUAAAAACCUUUCACUAACAUCACCACAGAGACCUUCCACUAAGGCCCCUUUAUAUCAACAUUGCACAGGUUAUCUUGAUUUACCAUAUUACAACUUUUCUUCCUCCUCCUCCUUCUCGUCCCUCCUAACUAACCUCGAGAGCUGUCAGUAACAUUCAAACUUCUUGUCUUGUGUGUGUCCUAUGAAAGACUAUUUAAGGCAGUGUUAAGGAGUAUUUAUGCAUGGAUAUCAUCUGUGCUGUCAGUCAGUCGGUCAGUCAGUCAGUCAUGAUAGUCCCACUAGGCAGAGAGCACUCAUAUUUAUUAUACUUGCUGCCAAUGAGUUCGUCCCUUCAGGCUCAUCCCUUCCCUGGAGAGGUUAUUGAGUGGUUGAUGUAUGUUAGGAGGUCGUGGGUGAUUGGUUGCUAGUGUUGCGUAGAAAAGACAACCUAAGGAACGGUGAGUGUUGAGAGAUAGAAGUUGGUUGGGUAGGAAUAAUAAAUGAACCAAUGAUGUGUGUUAGGAGGUUGUAGCUGAUUGGUUGCUAGUGUUGCAUAGAAAAGACAACCUAAGGAAUGGUGAAUGUUGAGAGGUUGAAGUUAAUUAGCUGGUCAUUUUGGUUGGGUAGGAAAGAUAACCGAACCAAUGAUGUGUGUUAGGAGGUCGUGGGUGAUUGGUUGCUAGCGUUGGGUUGAGAAGAUAACCUAAGUAUGGGUGAGUGUUGAGAGAUUGAAGUUGGUUGGUUGGUCAUUUUGGUUGGGUAGGAAAGAUAACCUGACUAGUGACAUAUGUAAAGGGGUUGCAAUUUUAGUUCAUCAGCUGAGGUUGUUCGUGUUAGGUAGAAAAGACAACCCCAAAAAUUAUGUGUUUCGAGGUUGCAGUGCAUAAUGACUGAGGCUGCAAUUUUUCACAUCAAACAAAGUAAGAAGGUGAGGGAUGGGGGUGAGGUUCAGGGGACAAGACAGUUAAGAUGGCAGUUCAAAUUGAUGCUCUGAAAUAAGAAUGUGAGGGCUACGGUGAGGUUUAAAGGACAAAUUGACUUGAGUUUUUCCUGCCAGUGCUAAAAUAAGAAGGUAAUGAAUAGGGUGAGGUUCAAGAGAUGAGUUGGAGUUUAAACUGAUACUCUGAAAUAAGAAAGUGAGGGAUUGGGGUGAGGUUUAAGGGAUGAGUUGGAGUUUAAAAUGACGCUUUGAAAUAAGAAAGUGAAGGUUGGGAUGAGGUUCAAGGGAUGAGUUGGAGUUUAAAAUGACGCUUUGAAAUAAGAAAGUGAAGGUUGGGGUGAGGUUUAAGGGAUGAGUUGAAGUUUAAACUGACGCUUUGAAAUAAGAAAGUGAGGGAUUGGGUGAGGUUCAAGGGACGUGCAGUUGGCAGCGACUAUAGUAGAGGUUUCUGAAGUUUGUAAAUAGUCCCGAAGACAGAGAUUAUUUAGACACCCUAGAUUUUGCUACCAAGAUCACUGUUGUAUAGAAGUCACUAGGUUUGUUUUGACAGCCAUAUAUUUAUUGUUCUUUUAAGUUUUUUGUAAGACAUGCCAUCCAUCAAACUACUACUACUACUACUACUACCAAACCAAUGCAAGAUAUAAUAACAAACACAAAAACAAACAAAAAAAUUAUAAAACUCCCCUAAUUCCUAAUAUUCCACGCAGGUCAUAAUGUUUGUAAAUUCCUUUUUGGGGGUGUGUGGGGCGCGUUUGACUGUUAGUUUGUACGUGCUUUUCGAAUUAGUACUUGUAUCAGGGGAGGAAAAAAGACCUUGAAAAUUGAGGUUACGGCGAACGAUUACCAGAAUUGUGGCGCCCCUGCUGAAGUGAGGGUAUGGAAUGUGUUUGGGGUGUCUGGGGUGCAUGGAGGCAUUGUCUGGUGUUUACAAGGGGGUGUGGGGAGAAGGGAGGAGGUUGUGGGGUGUCUGGGGAGGGAGUGUAAGGGGGUGUGGGAGGCUACAUGUCAACGCAAAAGAUGUGACACAAGAAUGCUCCCUCUUCCUCUUGAUGGACUCCUCCCCAACAGACUCUUCCUGCCACUCCCCUUCCCCAUCACCCUUCUUUACCUCCCCUCCCUCAUCAAUGCUCCCUCCCAUUUACAUCUUUCACACCUUUCCUACUAUAUCGAUCUUGAGACAUCACUUGCCUCACAUCGACCAACCAUUGAGGCAUCCUUAGGCAACUUUUCAAACUAAAUUUCAAAGACAUUCUGGCAUUACGGUCAAAUUUUUUACACACACGUGCCGAGGAAAAGUACAGAAACAGUUAACUUCAAUCACAAUUUUCUCGUUUUCUUGUGGGUGUCGUGACUUCACAUCAGCAGGGAGAGCCACAUUUUUGAAUCAGGAAAAAAAUGAAGGGAAAAUUGAGAGUACUGUGAGACCUGAUACUUUUUUCCUCUGAUGCAAGUACUUAUGUGAAAGGUGUGUGUAUAAAUUGUUGAACGUACAGUUGGUAAAGAGAGUACCGAACAUCCUUAGGCCGACGGAAUGGAAUCUGAGUGCAAUCUAAGGUGUUGUGUUGGUUAGGUUGGUAUCAGUGGCUUUCCAUUAGUACCAACCUUAUCAUCUGCCCUCCUCCACCUCUCCUUUUUCUUCUCUCUCUCUGCUUCCCUUCCCCACUAAUUUCACUUCUCCUCUCCCUCUUCUCCCCUUUUGGCAUUCCCUUCACUUUCCCAUCUCUUCCUCCCUCAGUUUUUCUUUUUCCUUCUUCCUCUCUCUCUCCUCUUCUUCUCUCUCCAUGCCUAAUCUAACUGUAUGGUCUAUCUUCUCCCAUUCUUGUGGUCUGACUUUCUGUGAUCCUUCUCUAUCUUUCUCGGUCCAGUAUUAAACCUUCCUAUAUUUCAAACACUUCCAUAUCUUGUUGCACUGUUCUUCUUCUGGCAGGGUUUUUUGUUGUUGUUGUUAUUUUUGCCCUUGAGCUGUGUCCCUUACUGUAAAAACUAUCUUACAUACCCCCCAAAAUUAACUAUCACAACAUGUCUAAAGAUUCAUUUCAGAUUCUAUUCAGUCGAGUCAAGGGUGCUAAAUACUUUUUUUGCCGACUGUGCGUAACUCGUGUGUGAUUUACCGGUCCGAAAACGUUUGUGGAAAUGGGAUGUUGAUAUUUUUCCUCUUUUUGUAUCUUGUAAAUGUUUCUAUCCUAGGUAAGGCGACAAAAAGUAAAACAUAUCUGCGUUAUGUUGUGAAUCGGCUGUACAUACUGUAUACUAAAUAAUGCAAACUGAUACUGGUG
Eriocheir sinensis (Chinese mitten crab) is the source of this 5676-nucleotide messenger RNA. Its product is annotated as Golgi to ER traffic protein 4 homolog. Gene Ontology annotation, biological process: protein insertion into ER membrane. NCBI's taxonomy places the organism in Eukaryota, Metazoa, Arthropoda, Malacostraca, Decapoda, Varunidae. The record is from RefSeq and is a predicted model, not a curated record. The transcript has 8 exons. The coding region runs from base 44 to 1033 and encodes 329 amino acids. Gene Ontology annotation, cellular component: BAT3 complex; cytosol. Gene Ontology annotation, molecular function: protein binding.